Molecule: messenger RNA, 1263 nt
Organism: Fibroporia radiculosa
Lineage: Eukaryota; Fungi; Basidiomycota; Agaricomycetes; Polyporales; Fibroporiaceae
Exons: 5
Coding region: 1-1263 (420 amino acids)
Source: RefSeq, a predicted model, not a curated record
AUGGCGACUUUAACAGGUGAUAAUAAACCAAAGAAAUAUCGUGUCUCGAGCUCUAGGGCUGGACCCGGCCGAUCCUCGCACGGUUUACAAAUGGGGAGCUCCUCUCUCCUGACGUUCCAAAAAGGCCUGUUACAAACUAUUAAGAGCAAGGCUCCGCCUCCUACCCUUCAUUCCAAUAGUGGAGGUGCUGAAAACAGCGAUGUCGAAGGGACUAGAGAACUAUUUCUUGGAGACGGCCCCGUAUUUGACGUGAGUGAGAGAAUAGCAGGCCCGUUGCACCCUCCCGUGGUGCCUCCUACUGGUCAAGAACUUCUUCGCGAGGCUGGAUAUAACGAAUUUGACGCUGAAGCUCUCCAGGAUUUUGAAGAUGAAGAUGCGCAUGGUGAACUAGACCCUGAUAUACACGUGCCUAAAGCAGUCCUUGAUAUUAGCGUUCUAUUGGGAGAGCACAGUGCUGAUAGUCACAACGGUGAAGUGGUCGCUGCGACGCGACCAGUCGUGAUCGGGACCAAGUCAACGUCAGAAGUCGAGCAGAUGGUAGUUCCUGUGUCAGGCGAUAGCUCAAAACUUCAGGCGAGUGUAAAUGAUAGGCAAGGCUCUGCGCAAGCAGAAGUUGCAACUCAGUAUGAGAGUGGAGUACACCAUGACGCGAACAAUCGAAAGACCGACAAUGCUGCCGAAUCUACUUCCCGCGGCCCCAGUGCAGCUUGGAAAUUUACUAUAUUUGGCCCUUUGGGUAUCGGACGUGAUGCAUCGACAACGUCGCAAAAAGUGACUACAGACUCCUCAGCGGAACGAGUCAAGCCUAGCUUGUUCCUCAGUCUUGACUCGGCUGUCUCGAUCCCUAUUCUCAUUGUAGACGUCAACCCCCCGGGAACUUACUUUGAUACGCUGGGCGCAAAGCCAGUAGGACCCACGGGUAAAUUCUAUAAGGGCGAGCAUGUUCCUGCCUUGUUGGACACCCUUAGAGUUCAAGACUCUUCCGCAAGACUCGUAUUAGGCUCAGCUACAGACGCGGAGAAGACGCAAUUCGAGCAUUUCCAGGCUCGAUUGAAAUCUGGUGAACUGUUCGUCGAAAUGGUCGACCUCGAGCUUCUGGCUAUGUGCUCCUCCGAGAACCUUGCCCUUGCAGAGAGAUUAGUUGUACCCGAAAAGCACCGCGGGCUCGCCGACACCUUAGUCGUAGUGCGAGUGGCGAUUGAAAACCACUCCGCUUAUGCCAACGCUGUCAUGCAUGCGGAUGAUAUUCGCUGGUGCAAUUGA